AUGGCAAAUCCAUCAUCAUCCAAAUCUACAAACCACCGCAACACGAUGUCACCAGCAAUCCCAAAACCGAAACCAAAAACAACACGCCUCCCUCAAUCCACCACCAUUCCGCUACAAUCAUCCGAACCACCUCCACCAAUACUCACAAAUAACCCAGACAUCCGCCCUUUCCUCUCCCGCAUUACAACCUCUCUUACCCACUCUUUUUCUCAACGUCGUCCUUGGUUCGAGCUCAUGGACCGGACCACAUUCUCUCGUCCGGACACCCUCUCUGAAGGCGUAUCUCGAAUCAAAAAGAACUUUUCGUAUUUUCGUAUAAAUUACACAGCCAUGAUUGUAGUCAUUACUGCAUUGUCUCUUUUGUCACACCCUUUCCCUCUUUUCUUUCUCGUUUGCCUUUUAUCCGCUUGGAUCUUUUUUUACCUUUUUCGUCCACCUAAUCAACCGGUUUUUUUAUUUGAUCGUAGUUUUACUGACCGCGAAACGUUGGGGAUUUUGAUUAUUUCUACCAUUUUGGUUAUAUUUUUGACGGGGUUGGUGUCGUUGUUGAUAUCGUCUAUUGUUUUUGGAUUAGGGGUUACUUGUGCUCAUGGUGCAUUUAGAGUUCCACAAGAAGUGUUUGUGGAUGGUCAGGAACAACAGGGGAAUGAUUCCGGGCUGCUUUCCUUUAUUACUGGGGCGGCUACUUCUGCUGCUGUUGCUGCUGCUCCUACUAUUCCACGUGCGCGCGUUUAA
Messenger RNA from Erigeron canadensis, 735 nucleotides. RefSeq names its product PRA1 family protein B3-like. Gene Ontology annotation, cellular component: Golgi apparatus; endoplasmic reticulum. NCBI's taxonomy places the organism in Eukaryota, Viridiplantae, Streptophyta, Magnoliopsida, Asterales, Asteraceae. Gene Ontology annotation, biological process: vesicle-mediated transport. The transcript has a single exon. Bases 1 to 735 code for a protein of 244 amino acids. The record is from RefSeq and is a predicted model, not a curated record.